This is a messenger RNA of Aspergillus ibericus CBS 121593, 738 nucleotides long. RefSeq lists its product as uncharacterized. Bases 1 to 738 code for a protein of 245 amino acids. The record is from RefSeq and is a predicted model, not a curated record. The transcript is spliced from 3 exons. Gene Ontology annotation, cellular component: spindle microtubule; DASH complex. NCBI's taxonomy places the organism in Eukaryota, Fungi, Ascomycota, Eurotiomycetes, Eurotiales, Aspergillaceae. Gene Ontology annotation, biological process: attachment of spindle microtubules to kinetochore.
AUGUCGCUCCUCGAAAAUCAUUUAGAGCAGAUCUCGCUCUCUUCCAAUGCCAUUGCGGAGCUACCCUUUCCCCCGCCGCGGAUCUUCACCAACGCCCUUCUGGGCCCCCAUGACAUUACCUCUUUGAUUCGCGAUACGGAGGCUCAUGAACGGGCUCUCUUCCAGACCGACCCUUCCGUUAAAUCAGUCGGUUCACAGCGACGAGCCACCCGACGCGGCACGCAGUUCCCGCAGGAAUCAGAGGGCGAGUCCAUGGCCAGUCGGAUCUAUUCGGCCAGAAAUAACAAAAGUCAGUCUGCGGUCGCCAGGGUCCUGGGCUCCGAUAUGAUGGAGGAGAUCAAGCGAUCCGCGGGCACGUCUAGUAGGGGUCGUGGUGAAGUAAAUGUCGAUGUUCUACUCCGAGGCGCGGAGAUCCUCUGCAAUGUCUACCCUGUCGCUGGUGCGCAUGAGAAGAUCGCCGGCCUGCGUUAUCGUCACGAGUUGGUUACAGAGUCGAUCAAUGAAUUGGAGGCACGUGUGGCCAGAAUUACCGCCGAAUUGGAGAAGAUUAGCCACUCGUAUGGAGACGACUUUGAUGAUUACGAUGGCACCGACGCCGUUCAGCCGGAGGUGGCGCAGGUCACGGAUGCCGACCUUGAGCGAGAGAUGGCGGAGAUCCGAGAGCUGGAGAGGAAGAAGCGCUCCCUGGAGGCCCGAGUCAAUGGCAUGGAACGCGAUCUAGGUGGAUUGUUGGGGUGA